AUGGAUGAAAGCUCUGUUGUCCCUUACCCUACUGGUUUCGACAAUAUCGCUCUGGUCAAGCUACCAGUUGUUUUACGGUUUUCGGAAGAAGUGGCUCCAAUUUCUUAUGGGUCAGGCUCAACUGCUGCUAAGGAGGAUACUCCGAGCUACAAGCGAAAUAAUGGAUUCGUUGUGAUGCCAGGAUUCUCGCCCGCUCAUGAUCAAGGAUUGACCUACGGAAUGUUCAGAUUAAUAUCGCCUACGGAAUGCAAAGCGCGAUAUGGGAAGUCCUACGAUGAAUACUUGCAGAUUUGUACAUUGAGCUGGGAUAGCUAUAAUCACGUUCCAUGUGAGGGUAAUGAAGGCGGUGGCUUAGUUAUUGGUUGGCCGCGGCAGCCACGUCUAGUUGGAAUCUUCACAUCUCCUUUAAACUGCGUAUCAGAUAUGCCAUCAAUUUAUGUUAAUUUGGCGAGAUAUGAAAAUUGGAUUAAUGAGGUGACCCGUAAUGGUUACAAAUCUUCUUAUUAUUACUGGCGUUUUCAAUAA
Messenger RNA from Hermetia illucens (black soldier fly), 525 nucleotides. Its product is annotated as plasma kallikrein-like. Gene Ontology annotation, molecular function: serine-type endopeptidase activity. The record is from RefSeq and is a predicted model, not a curated record. The transcript has a single exon. Gene Ontology annotation, biological process: proteolysis. NCBI's taxonomy places the organism in Eukaryota, Metazoa, Arthropoda, Insecta, Diptera, Stratiomyidae. The coding region runs from base 1 to 525 and encodes 174 amino acids.